AUGCCCAUCACAAUUCUGCGUCCGCAGCCCGCGGCGCAACAGCAACCUGCGGCAGCCGCAGACUCCGACUCCGACUCGUCAGAUUCAGAUGGAGGUGUUGAUGUGCAAGGCGAUGUGACCAUGCGCCGCGCGUCCAAGCGCCAACGAGGUCACGGCACCUACGUCCCUCAUGGAUCCACCUCCAUCACUUCCUCCCUCGCCGGCACGCUGACCAGGACCAACAAGCUCCUCUCCGUGCGGCCUUUGCGCGCGCGCUACACGCCCGAGAUUGGCGACCUGGUCGUGGGCCGCAUCGUCGAAGUGCAGGCCAAGCGGUGGCGCGUCGACGUUGCCGCGUCGCAGCUCGCCAUCCUGCAAAUCUCGGCCAUUAACCUGCCCGGCGGCAUCCUGCGCAAGCGCACCGAGACAGACGAGCUGCAGAUUCGCAGCUUCUUCUCCGAGGGCGACCUGGUCGUCGCCGAGGUGCAGCAGCUGCACCAGGACGGCGCGGCGAGCCUGCACACGCGCUCGCUCAAGUACGGCAAGCUGCGCAACGGCGUCUUUGCGAGCGUCAGCGGCACCGGCGGCGGCGCGGGCGUCGUGCGCGCCAAGCGCCAGGCGUGGACCAUGGAGCCCGUCGAGGGGGCCGGCGCCGCGCACAAGAUGGAUGUGCUGCUCGGCGUCAACGGUUAUAUAUGGAUCAGCCGCCACGUCGAGGGCGACGCGGCGGCCGAGGCGGCGGGCGUAAAUCGCAUGGAGGAGACGGUCAGCAGCAAGGUGUACUCGAGCCAAAACGAUCCGGUGGACGUGCCGACGAUGCGCGAGAUUGCGCGUGUGCGCAGCGUCAUCCUCGCGUUGGUGGAGAAUGGCCUGCGCGUGGAUGAGGACACGGUGACGAGGGGCUACCACGAGGCCGUGGAGCUGGGCAGAGAGACGCCGGAUGAUGACUUGUAUCUGGGUGGUGAGCGAGGGCGGCGGUUUGCGGCUGUCAUGGCUCGUGUAUAA
Beauveria bassiana ARSEF 2860 is the source of this 984-nucleotide messenger RNA. RefSeq names its product exosome complex exonuclease RRP4. NCBI's taxonomy places the organism in Eukaryota, Fungi, Ascomycota, Sordariomycetes, Hypocreales, Cordycipitaceae. Gene Ontology annotation, biological process: TRAMP-dependent tRNA surveillance pathway; poly(A)-dependent snoRNA 3'-end processing; U4 snRNA 3'-end processing. Gene Ontology annotation, molecular function: RNA binding. The transcript has 2 exons. Gene Ontology annotation, cellular component: nuclear exosome (RNase complex); cytoplasmic exosome (RNase complex). The record is from RefSeq and is a predicted model, not a curated record. The coding region runs from base 1 to 984 and encodes 327 amino acids.